Molecule: messenger RNA, 2663 nt
Organism: Scophthalmus maximus (turbot)
Lineage: Eukaryota; Metazoa; Chordata; Actinopteri; Pleuronectiformes; Scophthalmidae
Product: protocadherin gamma-A10-like
Exons: 1
Coding region: 201-2663 (820 amino acids)
Biological process (GO): homophilic cell-cell adhesion
Cellular component (GO): plasma membrane
Molecular function (GO): calcium ion binding
Source: RefSeq, a predicted model, not a curated record
GCCCAUGAGAGAAACGAAGAUAUUAUACAUUACGUGGGCUGACAUUCAGGGGAAGGACUCGCUUUAAUCGACACAUCCAUGCAGAUAUAUAAACUCUACACAGCACAACUCUCCUUCAGAGGUUUAUCUCAGACUUAUUUUUCACAAUAAGCAUCGUGCUUGGAUCAUUGCAACGGAUAUUUUCGUGUUUUUCUUCUGCUAUGGCGUUUGGAUUACUACGCUUCACUCGGUGCGUAAAAUGGCUCUUUGGCUGCGGACAGAUUUGGCUGCUUCUGAUCUUUCUUUUUUAUUUCAACCGUAUUGUCAGCGGACACAUCCGCUAUUCAAUCCCAGAGGAGAUGAAGAAGGGCUCCCUUAUCGGUAAUGUAGCUCAGGAUCUUGGUUUGGAUCUGAAAAGGCUCCGCUCUGGUCGGGCCCGUAUCAUAACCGGAGAAAACAUCCACUACACCGAGCUGAAGACAGACAAAGGGACUCUAGUCGUGAACGAGAGGAUAGACCGGGAGCAGCUUUGUGGAGACGUGACACCGUGUAGUUUCAGCUUUGAGGUGAUUUUAGAAAACCCCAUGGAGCUGCAUCAAAUUACAGUCGAAAUAACAGACAUAAACGAUCAUUCGCCAACGUUUAAAAGAAAUAGCAUCCAUUUUGAUAUCAGUGAAUCUGCAAAUGUUGGCUCUCGCUUUUCCUUGAUGAGUGCUGAAGACCCAGACGUGGGAGUUAAUGGACUCAGAGAAUAUUUUUUGACCGAGAAUGGUAAUUUUAUAUUAAAACAAAGUUCGAAUGCGGAUGGAAAGAAAUACGCAGAUAUGGUGCUUCAGACGCCUUUAGACCGAGAGACAAAUCCUCAUCUGUCUCUAAAACUCAUUGCCGUAGACGGAGGAAGUCCGCAAAGAUCUGGCACAGUAAAUAUUGAUGUCACUGUUCUUGAUGCCAACGAUAAUGCGCCUGUAUUUAAUCAGUCUGUGUACAAAGCUACAGUGAUGGAAAAUUCUCCCAGAGGUACUUAUGUUACAACUGUCAAUGCUACUGACGCAGAUUUUGGGUCAUACAGUGUUGUGACGUAUCAUUUUUCAGACCUCAGCAGUGAUUUUGGUGAUUUGUUUUCAAUAAAUGAACAAAAUGGUGUGAUUUCAAUAACAAAUGAAAUUGAUUAUGAAAAAGACAAAAAGUAUGAGCUAGGGAUCGAUGCAAAAGAUCAGGGGGGUUUAACGGAUUCGAGUAAAGUGGUAAUUGAAGUAAGUGAUGUGAAUGACAACGCCCCUGCCAUCAGCGUCAUGUCAUUCACUAGUCCUGUGUCAGAGGACUCUCCUCCCGGUACAACUGUUGGCAUCAUAAAUGUAAAAGACCUGGAUUCAGGUGAUAACGGACAAGUGAAUUGUAGAAUAGAACAAAACGCACCUUUUAAGAUCAAAUCGAAUUUAAGAAAUUACUAUACAUUAGUAACAGACACUGUAUUAGAUCGUGAAAGUGCUACAGAAUAUAACAUCACUGUUGUAGCGACAGAUGCAGGAAUUCCUCCUCUCUCCACAAAAAGAACCUUUCAUUUAAAGGUCUCUGAUGUGAACGAUAACGCUCCGGUGUUUUCACAAAGUGUUUACAGCGCGUUCAUCGUAGAGAAUAACUCUCCCGGUGUUUCUGUACUGAUUCUCGUGGCCAAAGAUCCAGAUGAAAACCAAAACGCCCGCAUUUCUUAUAUUCUGGAGGACACUAAUAUUGGAGGGUCUCCAGUUUCUAAUUAUGUUUCCGUAAAUGCAGAAAGUGGAGUGAUUCAUGCAGUGCGUUCUUUUGACUAUGAGCAGAUAAAGCAGCUUGUAUUCAUGGUCAAAGCUCAGGACGGAGGCUCUCCUCCUCUCAGCAGUAACGUGACAGUGAAAGUACUGAUCCAGGACCAGAACGACAACCCCCCUCAGGUCCUGUACCCAGUCCAGACUGGUGGCUCUCUGAUGGCUGAGAUGGUGCCUCGUUCAGCAGAUGUGGGCUAUCUGGUCACUAAAGUGGUGGCUGUUGAUGUGGACUCUGGACAGAAUGCCUGGCUCUCCUACAAACUGCAGAGAGCCACCGACAGGGCGCUGUUUGAAGUGGGCUCACAGAAUGGAGAAAUCAGAACGAUCCGUCAAGUGACUGAUAAAGAUGCAGUGAAACAGAGACUGACUGUGAUAGUGGAGGACAACGGGCAGCCCUCUCGUUCAGCUACAGUCGUUGUUAACGUGGCGGUGGCGGACAGCUUCCCUGAAGUGCUGUCGGAGUUCACUGACUUUACUCACGACAAGGAGUACAACGACAACCUGACUUUUUACUUAGUGUUGGCUCUGGCUGUAGUCUCCUUCCUCUUCAUCACGUGUCUAGUGGUUAUUAUCUCAGUGAAGAUCUACAGGUGGAGACAGUCUCGCGUCCUUUAUCACUCCAAUCUCCCUGUGAUUCCAUAUUAUCCACCACGUUACUCGGACACUUUGGGGACAGGGACUCUCCAACACGUGUACAACUACGAGGUGUGCAGGACGACUGACUCCAGAAAGAGUGACUGUAAGUUCGGCAGAGCUGGUAGUCAGAACGUGCUGAUCAUGGAGCCCAGUUCUACAGGGACGGUGCAGAGGAUGCAGAGUGAAAAGAGCAUCCUGGAUGAACCUGACUCUCCUCUAGAGGUGAGUUGUAAAACGUGGUGUUAA